Molecule: messenger RNA, 2278 nt
Organism: Amphibalanus amphitrite
Lineage: Eukaryota; Metazoa; Arthropoda; Thecostraca; Balanomorpha; Balanidae
Exons: 5
Coding region: 78-1904 (608 amino acids)
Source: RefSeq, a predicted model, not a curated record
GGUUCUCAGACCAGAGUCACCUGUGUAGGACCCUCAGAGUCGCCGGUGAGGAUCAUCGGCGUUACCGACCCAAGUCUAUGGCGCCGUCCGAGCAGCGUGCACCGCGCGGGAGCUGUGCACAGGAGGAGUCCGACGACUCCGACAACUCCGACCGCCAGCGCCGCCAGAGGAGGCAGGAGAGUCUACAGCGGCGAGAAGAGCGUCAGCAGAGGAGGCACCGCAAGGAGCUGGUCGAGCGGCUGCUGUUCGAGCACGAGCAGCAGCAGCAGCAGCAGCAGCAGCAGCGCGCCGGCCACUGGGCCAGCCGGCAGUCGGAGUCGGGCAUGGCCUGUGAAGAGGCCGGAGCGGCGGCAGCGGCAGCGGCACCGUGCGGCGGCAGCGGCACCAGCAGCGGCACCGAGCCUACAGCGGCAGCGGCACCGUCCGGCGCCGCCGACCCGCACACGGACUCGGCGGACCGGGGCGCCGCCGCACCGCCCCUGGCCCCUGGCCGGGUCGCCACGCCCAGACGCCCACGGUCUCCGAGGAUCGCGCUGCCGACUUACCGCCGCACAGCCAGGAGGAUGGUGAAACUAGUGCCGCUCAAGACCGGCUCGAUUGCGACACCCCCGACCGGCCGCCAGCUGGCACUCGAAGACCUGGUGUUGGAGAGAGCCAAACAGAUAAUGCGAUUGAAGCUGCGAGUGCGCCGGCUGGAAGUCAAGUGUCUGCGCCUGAUGGGUGUCACCAAAGCUGGCGACAGAGCCGCUGAGAGCGCUGCUCCGGCCGCCGAGAUCGCUCCGGCCGCCGGCAGCGACAAGGCGGUCGGCGCGCGCAGCGGUGCACCCUAUGAGGACACUGAGGACAGCCCUCGCCCGGAGACGGCCGAGGCGCCGACCGUCGGCGGCCGCACGCUCACAGACGAGCCUCUGCUCAUCCUGCGCAAUGAUCCCGGCCCAAAGCUGCCCCCCAUCCUGACACUGUUAAAGGACAACCAGCUGUCCGAGCGCGCGGCCAACGCCGUGCCGUCCAACCUCCGCGAAGCAAAGGAGGUGAACCACCAGCUGAAGACGCAGUAUUUGAACCUGCAGGCUUCGGUGCUGAAAUGGGCUAUGCAGAACAAGGUGCACAAUGAUCGUUUGAUAGAGGCUGCAGAGAAAAGAAAGGCAUUGGCCGACUCCGCUCGCGACUCUCGCUUGCGUUACCUGUUGCGACUUGAAGCUGCCAUCAAAGACAUGUUUACUGAGGCGCAGAUCCGCCACAUUAUUCGUCGCUACGAGGAUUCUAGCGGCGUCUCGGCCGACAAACGGACAGUGAUCCAGUGGGGCGAGGCGGAUGUGCUUCGUAUGCUGGAACUGCGUGCCAUCAGUUCAGACACGGUGAUUAGGCACGUUCGAGACAAGAUGAACAUUCCCCUACCCACCCUGAAAACUGUCAAGCUUCGCUGCACCAAGUCGCCGGCACUAAGCGAGGCCUACGUUGAUAUGCUCCAAAAGAGUGAGGCGAACCAGAAGCGCUGUGACAUGUGUGAGCGUCAGGUGAGCACCAUUGACGAGGUGAUCGGCGACGGCGGCCCUCAGCCGCGCGCAGACGCCAACCGGUUUGGACGCUCGUACGAGCAGGGUGUCCCACAGCCCAGCCACAGGCUGCAGGGUGCCAGACCAAAGAAGCGGCGCACCACCGACACCGCUACGGUCAGUGGUGCCAAAAGUAGGCGCCGAGUGAGGCCGGCGCCCGGCUGGCUAGAUUCCUCCGACAGCUCCGUCAGCGGCGGCCAACUGUGCGGGCCGGGCGCGGCACUGUGCGGGGGCCGCGUGGCCGCAGCGCGCGCCGGCUGGAACCCAGAGGUGGUCGACACCAGAGCCGGCCUCCUCGACUCGUCGCCAGAUGGCCUCGGCGGACUGCAGCGCAGGUCCUGGAGCUGAACGGCGCCGGGGGCCAAGAGCGGGCAGCUCGCAGGGCCACCGAGCUCGCCGCAGUGCUGUCUAUGCUGCUAGUGCCUAGCCACCGAAGGUGCGUCCUUAGGUCGAUGGCGUGUUUCCAUGCGUUCCAGUUUUGAACUUUCCUUGGCAUUCUGUUCCGUGACAAGAAGUUACGUUUAUGCAGCCUUCGUGUUCAUGGAUGUUUCUGUUUAGGCGUCAAUACUUAAAAGUGGCUGGACGGCGAAGAAUUGGAUGUCAAAGCCAAGUUUGAAUUAAUCUCGCGUUUGUAAUUGUAUACUACGAGUCCAGUGCGCGCCGCGCGGCCAUUCACGUCACACAAAGCUUUGAAAAAUAAACGUCUAUUCAUUGCACAUAAA